Molecule: messenger RNA, 578 nt
Organism: Psylliodes chrysocephalus
Lineage: Eukaryota; Metazoa; Arthropoda; Insecta; Coleoptera; Chrysomelidae
Source: the annotation of a GenBank genome assembly
UUUAUAAAUACGGGCAGAGUCAAAUUAGUUGUCUCUGAUACGGGCCAUUUGUUGAAGUAACAGUUACUGUUUGUUAUACUUAAUAAAGGCAAUUAAAUUAAAGGGCGAAAGGAAGAAAAGUAACUGCUAUUUUAUUAAUUUUUUAAUUUCUGAAUCAAAAAGAAAUAGUACCCAUCUGUGGUACCCAUCGGCUGGUUAAAAUGAAUAAAACAAAUCCAAAUAUAAAAAUUAAGGAGGAGAAAAUUUCAGAAGCAGUAAAUUCUAAUUCAACAGAUUUAGAUUCUAUGUUAGAAAAAGUGAAACAGAUAGAUUAUAAAUGUACAUUCGAUAAAUGCAAAAAUAAAACUAAAGACUUCGCCAUAGAUUGUAAGUUUUGUAAAGGUCGGUUUUGUACUAGCCACGGUUUACCAGAAAUACAUGGAUGUGGAGAAGCUGUAAGGAAAGACGAAAGAGAAAAAUUUUUACAUCAGAAUCCCAAACUAUCUAAAGAAAAACACUCGCAAGCUCAAACUAAGCUCAAUAUGAAAUUGAAACAGUUGCAGCAAGAAAGGAAAUCCAAAGGACCAAAGAAGAAAUAG